UAAUGUUACGUCAACAAACCAACCAGAGAGUAUUAUCGUCCAUUGUUGCUUGGGGAGAAGGGAGACAGAAGGAGAGAUUUGAGCUUGUUGGACGGACAUUAUGUCGUCUCCAUCGCCUGGGAAGAGACGAAUAGACACUGAUGUCAUCAAACUGAUCGAAAGCAAGCACGAAGUGACAAUACUUGGUGGAUUGAACGAGUUCAUUGUGAAGUUCUUUGGUCCAAGUGGAUCACAUUAUGAAGGGGGCGUUUGGAAAGUUAGAGUCGAUUUGCCAGAAAAAUACCCAUUCAAAUCACCCUCAAUAGGUUUCAUUAACAAGAUCUUUCAUCCCAACAUAGAUGAAGCAUCUGGUACAGUAUGCCUAGAUGUAAUUAACCAAGCUUGGACUGCUCUUUAUGAUUUGUCAAAUAUCUUUGAAUCAUUUCUUCCUCAACUUCUGUCUUAUCCUAAUCCUGUGGACCCUUUGAAUGGAGAUGCAGCUGCACUCUACCUGCACAAACCAGAACAAUACAAAGCAAAAAUUCAAGAAUAUAUCAAAAAGUAUGCCACAGAAGAAGCCCUUAAGGACCAAGAGGAAAUGUCAUCAUCAAGUGAAAGCUCCAUAAGUGACUUUUCAGAGGAUGAAGCUCAGGACAUGGAGCUCUGACAUAAGAAAAUAUGAUAAUUUGUUUUGUAUUCUAGGUGCUGACAGAUAUACAUAAAUUGUAGUAAUGAUCAUUUGGUUCAAGCUUUGGUAUCUUCUAGUGGAAGAAAUUUCUUUCCUUUUUAGAUAAUUUCUUUCAUUUUUUUAGAGCAAAAAACAAAGUUUUCCUCCUUAUCUUGGAAUAUUGCUGUGAUAUUAUUUCUUGAACUUUUUUCUUGUGAAACGUGUAGAAAUUUUCAAUCUCUUAUUGAAUUUUCAGUCAGCAGAGAUACCAAACCUUGACCAAAAUUAAUAAUGCUAGCAUUGUAUAAAUAUUAAACAGUCUGUAACAGUGUAAAUUUUUGCCCUAAUUUAUAAUUACGAGACCCAGAAAUGGCUGCCUUGAUAUAAAAAAUCUUAAAUACUGUGAGAUCUUAAAUCUCUAAAUUCAGUGCAAGUCCUUUAUUUAUUUAUUCUGAAAACAAUUAUGUUCACAGUACUUAACAUAUUCCGUAAACCUGAUAAUUUGCAUAAUAAUUGUUAUAAAUUAUAAAUUUUUUUGGGAAGAAAUCAACUCAGCUCUCGUAAUUGUUAAUUCUGUAUACGUGCGAAAUUGUUUUUUUUUUCUGAAAAAAAUAAUGUAUCACCUAUUUUACUUCAAAUUACCGGUUAUGAUUCAUCCGUUUUUACCAAAAAUCUGUGUUUUGAAAAUUUAACCUAAAACUUAAAUCUGAAUCACUAUUGCAUUGAGAGGUUUUUUUUCUUUUUAAGUGAAGAGAUAUUUUUAGUCAAAACAAUUUGGUUGGUCUGGGCAGCCGUAUCUGAAUACCAUUCUUAUAUAACAAUAUGGGGAAAGGUUAGAUUAAGGACAUCUGCUAUGCAUGACAGUGAAAUUCGCCCCAUUUUGUUUGGGAAUGUAUAUUGUAUUAUAUUUGUACAUAGGGUUUUUGGGGAGUGACUAGUUCUCUGUUAUUUGUAGGGAAUUGCUGAUAUAAUUGAAUCAUUACAGUGCAAUUUUCAAUUGAGUGUCAAAAAGAAUUUGGGAUUGAAUUAGUUUGGUUUUCCUUCGCUCCGCUAUUGAUCGAGAAAAUGAGUCAUUCUCAGAACCAAUCAAAUGAAGAUUUGAUACCAACCGCGCCAUCUUCUCUUGCGUUUUCCUGCGCUUCGGGUAGGUUUCAUGUCUCGCUGAGUUGUGAUUGGCUCGUUGCUAUUUUCCGUUUUCGUGAUUGGCUCUUGUGAUGUCGUUGGUUCUGGUUUUUAGACACUCGAUCGAAAUUCGCUCUAUUGCCAAUUACUCUGUGAUUUUAAACAACGUCUUAAGUUUGUAUGAAUUAAACUGGCUGGCUUAAAAUUUCAAAAUUAUGAUUUUACUCCUUUCCAGAAUAGCAUACUGAUUUUGAUUAUGACUAAACACUUUUCGUAAUGAUUGAACAUCUAUGUGAAUGGGGUUGCUGUGGGGAAAAUUAUCUGUGUUGCUGUACCCAGGUGAUGGAAAAAGAACAGCGGCGCCUCCCCCUUUUCAAUGAUGUGUUCUUUUCUGAUCGUAGUCCGCCAUUUUGAAAUUUAAUGGCGGGAGUCGAGGCGCGAGGAGGGCGAGAAGUUCAUAACGCAUGUCAAACUGUUUUUGGAGCCUUAUCAUUACUGUGAGAGUUAAGAUUUGUCGUCUUGUGCUUGCUUGCUUUAAUAAAGGAAAGGAAAUUGUUGUGUA
Pocillopora verrucosa is the source of this 2330-nucleotide messenger RNA. Its product is annotated as ubiquitin-conjugating enzyme E2 H. The record is from RefSeq and is a predicted model, not a curated record. Gene Ontology annotation, cellular component: nucleus. Gene Ontology annotation, biological process: protein polyubiquitination; ubiquitin-dependent protein catabolic process. NCBI's taxonomy places the organism in Eukaryota, Metazoa, Cnidaria, Anthozoa, Scleractinia, Pocilloporidae. Gene Ontology annotation, molecular function: ubiquitin conjugating enzyme activity.